AUGGCAGGAAGACAAACAGGAGAGAAUCCAAGACCUGGGAUGAAACAAAUUGAAAAUGAGAGUAGCAGGCUUAUUACAUUUUCAAAACGUAAAUCCAGCAUCAACAAAAAGGCAAGCGAGCUCGUGACCCUUUGCGGGGCGGAGGCCAAAUGUAAGCAGCUCAACCAACAGCAUGAUGAGCUCUACAAUCAAAUCAAAGCUGAGAAGGCGCAAGGCAAAGCGUUGAAGCGACUGACCAAAGGAAAAAGCGAUGCGGCAUGGUGGGAAGCUCCCAUCGAAGAGCUCAAUCGGGAAGAACUCUACCAAAUGAAGGGGCGAAUGGAGGAGCUUCGGCGGAGCUUGAAGAGGUCGAUCAAUCAAAAGACUCAAGGAGAGGCAUCCGGAUCCUCUCAAGGGCAGGAGUUGGAGAAAUAA
This is a messenger RNA of Eucalyptus grandis, 414 nucleotides long. RefSeq names its product agamous-like MADS-box protein AGL61. The transcript is spliced from 2 exons. The record is from RefSeq and is a predicted model, not a curated record. Gene Ontology annotation, molecular function: RNA polymerase II cis-regulatory region sequence-specific DNA binding; protein dimerization activity; DNA-binding transcription factor activity, RNA polymerase II-specific. Gene Ontology annotation, biological process: regulation of transcription by RNA polymerase II. NCBI's taxonomy places the organism in Eukaryota, Viridiplantae, Streptophyta, Magnoliopsida, Myrtales, Myrtaceae. The coding region runs from base 1 to 414 and encodes 137 amino acids.